Periophthalmus magnuspinnatus is the source of this 1760-nucleotide messenger RNA. RefSeq names its product ubiquitin specific peptidase 21 (gene usp21). Gene Ontology annotation, molecular function: cysteine-type deubiquitinase activity. Gene Ontology annotation, biological process: protein deubiquitination. Gene Ontology annotation, cellular component: cytoplasm. The record is from RefSeq and is a predicted model, not a curated record. NCBI's taxonomy places the organism in Eukaryota, Metazoa, Chordata, Actinopteri, Gobiiformes, Gobiidae. The transcript has 11 exons. The coding region runs from base 191 to 1402 and encodes 403 amino acids.
GUUGGUUUUAUGAUCCUUUCAGUUAAGAUUCAGCAUCAACAAAACCAUUUUCUGGAAGAAUCUUCCCCACAGCAUCCUAAUCAUCUUUGACUCUCAGGACCUAAACCUGUCUCAAGUUACAAAGCACCCAUCUAGGCUACUACAACUACUAUGUUGUAUUGGUCUGCCAUAGAUUGGUAGACUUUAGAUAAUGCCAGGAUCCAGUGGAGUGAAUGUAGAGCCUUCUUGUGAGGCCUUGUGUCGGACUUUGGUGUCCCAGAACGGGCUACGGCAAGAGACAGCAGACAUCUCUCAGUCAGUCCUCUAUACUUCACUCAUGGGACUACUACUUGUGGCGGACACAGAGAAAGAGCCACUCACUUUGGGAAGUGGCAGAGUCGGUUUGAGAAAUAUUGGAAACACGUGCUUCCUGAAUGCCAUUGUCCAAUGUCUCUCUCACACACAUGGUCUUCGAGACUACUGCCUUCUCAAGUCCUACAAACAUGAGAAGUUUAGCAAAGAGGAUGCUAAAUUAAUGGAAGCUUUUGCCAAAGUUCUCUCUGGUGUUUGGGAUGUAAACAGUGAUGACAGGGCGGUAAAUCCAAAACAAUUUUAUAAUAUUUUUAAAGAUGCUGUGCCUUACUUCAGUGGAUACAGUCAACAAGAUGCUCAGGAGUUUCUCAGGUUCCUUCUGGAUAAACUGCACACAGAAAUCAACCGCCGGCCGUAUGUUCGACGAGUGAAAGAGCCAGAGCAGAAAUAUGCCAGAUUCAGACUCUGUGAAGAGGCGGCCUCCAUGUGGAAAAGGCACUUGGAGAGAGAUGACAGCCGGAUAGUUGACCUGUUUGCGGGACAGCUGCGUAGCUCUCUGCACUGCUCCGUUUGUUCCCACUACUCCAACACAUUUGAUGUCUUCUGUGACCUGUCUCUGCCCAUCCCUAAGAGGAGCUCUGGAGGUGAGGUGACCCUGAAGGAGUGCCUGGAUCUCUUCUCACAAGAGGAGAGACUGGAUAAGGACAACUCACCAAUGUGUGAAAGAUGCAACAGGCGCACAGAAAGUACAAAAAGGUUGUCUAUUCAAAGGUUUCCUCAAGUCAUUGUAAUCCAUUUGAAUCGUUUCACGACAUCACGGUGGAGUAUUAGUAAAAGCACAGUGCAGGUCUCCUUCCCCCUCACAAACCUGGAUCUUGGACCUUAUGGACCAAUUGACUCCGGCCCAAUUCUAUAUAAUUUAUAUGCAAUCUGUAACCAUUCUGGCACUGUCAACAUGGGUCACUACACAGCUUGUUGUUUAGAUGAAAAUGGAUGGUGUUUCUACAAUGAUUCAAGUGUGACUCAAAUUUUGGAAAACCAGCUGCAGACUAACCAAGCCUAUGUGUUAUUCUACAAGCGCAGCAACAGUCCCACUGCUAUCAGGAAAUAGGCCAAAAAAGACUGGCUGAGGAAAGCAGCCAAUCAGAGCCACUGUGCUCCUGUGACCAUAGAAACAAACCUGAAUACCCUCACUGUAAUUCCUGAGCCUGAGAAAUGAUGAGGGUACUGACCUCAGCUGAACUGACAGUACAUUACAGAGGUCAGCCUUGUGUACAGUACAGUACUGGAGUCGGCCCUGUGCUGCGGGUGAUAAAAUGACAGCAGCGUAACAGGAGAGGAGAGAUGCACUUGAGGUUCCACCUGAGGUCUUUCGUUUUGACAUCUUGUUUUGCUGACCUGUCUAAGAUAGACUGAUCCAAAUUUUGAAUAUUUCUUAAUCACUCUUAGGUGUAUUGCAGCAUGUUUUA